Corticium candelabrum is the source of this 1412-nucleotide messenger RNA. RefSeq lists its product as uncharacterized. Lineage: Eukaryota; Metazoa; Porifera; Homoscleromorpha; Homosclerophorida; Plakinidae. Gene Ontology annotation, molecular function: polygalacturonase activity. The record is from RefSeq and is a predicted model, not a curated record. Bases 119 to 1249 code for a protein of 376 amino acids. Gene Ontology annotation, biological process: carbohydrate metabolic process. The transcript has 4 exons.
GCAGGCAGUUCUAGCUGCAGCGUUGACGUUCUGUGCGUGCACCGAUGGGUAUCUGUUGCCAACGCAGAAGCAGGUUUUUAACGUCCGAGAUUUCGGAGCGAAAGGAGAUGGAAGUACAAUGGACACUAACGCCGUACGAAUGGCUUUUGAAGCUUCCAGAAAAGUGAAUGGAGGCAUGGUGUUGUUUGCGGCCCCUGGAAUCUACUUGACUGGAGCAUUUAACAUCAGCAGCAAUACUGUUGUGUUUGUAGACAAAAAUGCAAUCAUACAAGGAAGUAGUAAUGGUGAUGACUACCCGUUGAUUUUACCUCUUCCAUGGUAUGGUGGUGGUAGUGAUGAUCAGGGAAGUGGAAAAUUGAUGCACCAAUCUCUACUUCAUUCUAAUAGUGCUCAUAACAUUACGAUUACAGGAUAUGGAACUAUUGAUGGAAAUGGUAUGCCGUGGUGGAAAUGUGCUCACGACAUUAAGAAACCUCCUUGUAAUGAUCACUCUCGUCCGCAUCUAGUUAUGUUGGUUGAGGGAGAAAACAUUGAAAUCAGCAACAUUGAAAUGAAAAAUUCUCCUAGUUGGACUCUUCACUUAGCCAAAUGUUCACAUGUUCAUGUUCACAAUGUUACAUUCCAUAACCCUAGCGAUGCACCCAAUGCUGAUGGGAUUGAUGUCGAUUGCUCUCAAGAUGUUGUAGUUGAAGAUUGCACUUUGGAUGUGGGCGACGAUGCUCUUUGUGUUAAAUCCGGUAAAGAUUGGUUUGGACGAACAUUCGGUUCUGCAUCAAAAAAUAUUGUCUUUCAAAAUAACAUGAUUUACCAUGGUCACGGUAUUACAAUAGGAUCAGAGAUGAGUGCUGGGAUACGAAAUGUGACAUUCAUCAAUAUAACAAUGGAUGGAACGAGCAAUGGAGUGCGACUGAAGAGUCAACGUGGUCGCGGUGGAGUUGUUCGUGACGUUGUCUACAAGAAUAUCACCAUGAAAAAUAUCGGCACCUCUAUAGAUAUCACUCUUAAUUAUCAUCACGGAAUGAAGCCCACAAAUGCAACUGCUACACCAAAAUUUGAAAGAAUUACUCUUGAGCAAGUUUCUUCUAAUCACUCAAACGUUGGCUUUCUGAUUGAUGGCAUUCCUGAGUCACCAAUCAAGGAGCUGAGAUUGAUCAACGUUGACGUGGAUGCUGAGAAGAUUUUGGAGACAUGUGAGUAUGUAGAGGGAUCUUGUGCCAACUGCUCAUAUUGUCCAAAAUGUAUCAAAUGACAACUCGAGUGGUGACAUACUCAAAUGGAUACUGCAUGCCAAUCCAAAUGAUUAAUGUGUUAUUUAUCUGCACGUCUAUCUGCACAUCAAAUAGUCUGUCUGUACAAAUCAAUUGUCUGAAUACUCUCUGGUGUACUGAUGUGUUUGCGUCAGUGGUGUUUAU